Molecule: messenger RNA, 227 nt
Organism: Protobothrops mucrosquamatus (brown spotted pit viper)
Lineage: Eukaryota; Metazoa; Chordata; Lepidosauria; Squamata; Viperidae
Gene: GNG13
Product: G protein subunit gamma 13
Exons: 2
Coding region: 1-204 (67 amino acids)
Biological process (GO): phospholipase C-activating G protein-coupled receptor signaling pathway; sensory perception of taste
Cellular component (GO): heterotrimeric G-protein complex
Molecular function (GO): G-protein beta-subunit binding
Source: RefSeq, a predicted model, not a curated record
AUGGAUGAGUGGGAUGCCCCCCAGUGGAAAAAGGAAAUUGAAAGCCUUAAGUAUCAGUUGGCUUACAAGCGGGAGGUGUCAUCAAAAACAAUUCCUGAAUUCCUUAAAUGGAUCGAGGAGGGGAUUCCAGAAGAUCCAUUCCUGAACCCAGAACGAAUGAAAAACAACCCCUGGGUGGAAAGAGGAAAAUGCACAAUCCUCUAAUCCAUGUUCUUAGCCCAGCACUG